CCUCGCGAUUCAGAGUUUCAGUACGAAUUGUCGUGUCAAGCGCACAGGAAGCGAUCGCAACCCGGAUCGGAUUGGAUCGUAUCGGAUCGUACUAUAUAAACCUAUAUCUUUUCAUAUAAAUUUAUAACGCAGACUUAACAGUGGUGAACAGCGACGAUCGCAUGUGGACAAACAAUUAAAUGUAAUGCCAAACAAAAAUAGUAAAUAUUAAUCGGCAAUGACGAGCAGAGUUAUCAAGAGAAAAAAAAAAACAACAAAAUAACUCUUAAUUUAAUCAUAACAAGAACGACUAACUAAUAAUUACUAAAUAUAAUAAUCAAACUAUGUUCUUAAAAGGCCAUAAACUUAAUUUUUAUGACAAAUACAAAUUUAAUUUUAAAAACACCACAACAAGUAGUCGACAUAUUCCAGCAAUUAAUAACCAAUAAAAUUCUAGAUGACUUACAAAACGACAACGACAAGGUCAAAAAGAAGCGCUGGGAAAAAACGAGCUAACAUGACGGCCAACACAGCAGACGAUCUGCUGGGUAAUGGUGGACAGCAGCAGGAACCCUCCACGCCCACUUCGGAUACGGAAAUGGGCGCUGGCACGACCACCGAACUCAGCGAGAUCUUCUUCGUGGACAACAGCCGUCGCAAGCAGAGCAUUAAAAUCCAGGUUAAACUUUGCCCGGAAGGAGUUUACCUGCGUCGUGAAACGGACGAAGAUGAUCAUAUCAACGAGCAGUUGAUAAGGAUUGAUGAUAUCAUUGGGUCGCGGUAUGGACCACGCUUGAAAAAGAGAGCCAGAGGUGGUCUCAACUCCUGCCGGAAUCCAAAUGUCCCGGGUCAGGAGACGGAACCCGAACCAGAUAGCGACAAUAGCGCCUAUCUGUACAUCUAUGCGUAUUUGAAGAAGGAAAAACCACUGAGACGAGUUCAAACCCUCAGGAUUCUACGAUUCCGAUCGAGCAAUGACUAUAGUGUCAAUCUACAGACCGCAGAGCAGUGGCAUCACACGAUUCGUAAGCACAAGCGUGGCAAUGGCAGUGCUUCACCCGCCGAUUGUGGCAAGCAAUUGCUCAUCUUGCUGAAUCCCAAGUCGGGUUCGGGGAAGGGACGUGAGCUGUUCCAGAAACAAGUUGCCCCCUUGCUGACAGAAGCCGAGGCUCAAUAUGAUCUACAGAUCACCACUCAUCCACAGUAUGCCAAGGAGUUUGUGCGAACCAGGAAGGAUCUCCUGGAACGCUAUUCUGGCAUUGUUGUGGCCUCCGGCGAUGGCCUGUUUUACGAAGUAUUGAAUGGCCUUAUGGAACGCAUGGAUUGGCGCAGAGCUUGCAGGGAAUUGCCACUUGGCAUCAUACCAUGCGGCUCUGGCAAUGGUCUGGCCAAGAGUGUGGCCCAUCAUUGCAACGAACCCUAUGAACCCAAGCCCAUACUCCAUGCCACCUUGACUUGCAUAGCCGGCAAAAGUACACCCAUGGAUGUGGUUAGAGUGGAGCUGGCGCCUAGGGAUAAGCACUUUGUGAUGUACUCCUUUCUGUCGGUGGGUUGGGGCUUAAUAGCCGAUAUCGAUAUAGAAAGUGAGCGGCUGAGAUCGAUCGGAGCACAGAGAUUUACACUGUGGGCCAUCAAGCGGUUAAUCACACUGAGGACCUACAAGGGCAGGGUGUCUUACCUACUGCCCAAGAGCAGGAAAGAUCAGGAGCCACCCGUGGAGACAGCCAAAGAAGCUCGAGAGAUGCCACAAGGGGAGAAGAUGCCAUCAUCAUCAAUACGCUCCUCACUGCCACUGAAUGCUGGCGAGUUUCGGGAUUUACCCGAGGAAGAUGAGGCGGAUCCGGAUGGAGAACAGUUUGCCGAUGCUAUAUCCCUGGAUCGUUCGGUUUAUCGACAGCACGUCGACAGCUGGCACUCGGCCAUGUCCCGCAGAACGGCAUAUUACUCUCUGGGAGGACCAAGUCUGCGUUCCAAUCGCAGUCGAAUGAGUUUAAGUCAGCGCAUCGAGGCAGCCAAUGCGGAGUUUACGGAGAAGGUACCAACGGGUACGAUUCCGGGACUGCAGGUGCCGCUUCAAGGUACCGAUGGCUGGGUCUGCGAGGAUGGUGACUUUGUGAUGGUCCAUGCCGCCUACACUACUCAUCUCUCCUCCGACGUGUUCUUUGCCCCAGAAUCCCGUCUAGACGAUGGCCUUAUCUACCUGGUAAUCAUCCGAAGUGGCGUGAGUCGCCAUCAGUUGCUCAAUUUCAUGCUAAGCCUGAAUACUGGCACCCAUCUGCCCAUCGGUGAGGAUCCCUAUAUUAAAGUGGUGGCCUGCCAGGCAUUCCGUAUCGAACCUAACAGUUCUGAUGGCAUUCUGGUUGUGGAUGGCGAACGGGUGGAUUAUGGACCCAUUCAGGCGGAAGUUAUGCCCGGCCUGAUCAAUGUGAUGACCACCAGUGGUCAGUAGUAGUGAUCUUAUCCAUUGGCCUAAACUAAUUGUUAAACUAACUACAUUCAGUGAAUGUCGCUUCUUUUUUUGUAGUUUAUAACCAGUUAUUUUUGUAGGAAGCUCUUUUACUGAAUUAAAAAAUAUUCUUAAAAAACUGUUAAAUCAUAUUUUAAAUGCAAGUUUGAGCUGUCCUUGCUAAUCCAUAGACAUUCUUCAGACCUUCUUUCUAUAGAAAUCAUACUCUUUCUAUAUAAGUUAAGAACUAUUUUUCAAUAGACAUUAUUAGCUACUAAAAUUCAUCUAAAUGCUGUUAUCUCUGUUUCUAUUGUUAGUCAAAUCACCCAUUCUCAUAGUUCUGAAUCGCAAUCUGUAAGUUUUCCAUCCGCCCAUGUAUCAAAAAGCACAAAAAACACAAAAAACUUCACAUUAUGCACUUAAGUAGUUGCCUAAGUUGGUUUCUAAUAACAUUUCUUUUCUUUUUUUUCCUAAUCGGUCGAUAGUGUUAGUUAUUAUAAGGACCCUUACGUAGACGAAUAAAACAAAUAAAUGUUAUAAAAAGA
This is a messenger RNA of Drosophila eugracilis, 2970 nucleotides long. RefSeq names its product sphingosine kinase 1 (gene Sk1). The record is from RefSeq and is a predicted model, not a curated record. The transcript is spliced from 2 exons. Gene Ontology annotation, cellular component: membrane; cytoplasm; intracellular membrane-bounded organelle. The coding region runs from base 437 to 2428 and encodes 663 amino acids. Gene Ontology annotation, biological process: sphingosine biosynthetic process. NCBI's taxonomy places the organism in Eukaryota, Metazoa, Arthropoda, Insecta, Diptera, Drosophilidae.